Molecule: messenger RNA, 3774 nt
Organism: Cotesia congregata
Lineage: Eukaryota; Metazoa; Arthropoda; Insecta; Hymenoptera; Braconidae
Source: the annotation of a GenBank genome assembly
AUGAGUGACUUUUUAGCCGCUAACAAUAUUUGCGGCCAAAGUUUACUGCGACUUGUAUCGCGAGGUAAUGCCAUAAUUGCUGAAUUGAUGAGAUUAAAAGAUUAUGUUCCGCCAGUAUUUAGAUUAGAAUCUAAGCGUCACCUCCAAAAGUAUGGAUCAAUUAUUAUGGACUUUGUUUACUUCAAAGCCGCCAAUGUCAAUGAGCAGAAAAUUGAAAAUGAUAAUACUCUUCAGGAACUUGACGAAAAUUUAAGAGAUAAUUACACUGAUGUAUUAACAAGAAUUUACUUAGCUUUUGAAAGUAUCCACAAAUAUAUUACUGAUUUUAAUGCUUACAUAGAUGAGCUAGAUGAUGGCCAUUAUAUUCAGCAAUCCGUCGAAACUGUGAUGCUUAAUGAAGAAGGAAGGCAGUUGAUGUGUGAAGCAGUUUAUUUAUACGGAGUGAUGUUGCUUCUGGUGGAUCAUCAGUUUGAAGGUCAUGUACGUGAGAGACUUCUAGUGUCUUAUUACCGAUAUAAUGCUCAGAGAUCAUCAUCAACUCGAGUAGAUGACGUCUGUACUCUGUUAAGAUCAACAGGAUUUUCUAAAUCAUCAGCUAAACGUCCUCCAAACUAUCCUGAAGAUUAUUUUGGGAGGGUGCCAAUUAAAUCAAAGUUCAUAGACUUGCUGAUUGGUCGUUUAAGAUCAGACGAAAUUUAUAGUCAAUCUUUAGCAUUUCCCAAUCCAGAGCAUCGUAGUAUAGCUUCAGCAAAUCAAGCUGCGAUGCUGGUUAUUAUUUUAUCAUUCCAGCCGUCAAUUUUGCACAAUAGUUCGGCAGCAAUGCGUGAAAUAGUUGACAGAUUUUUUCCUGAUAACUGGGUGAUAAGUAUCUAUAUGGGAAUCGUUUUAAAUCUUUGUGACUGGUGGUUACCUUACAAAGCAGCGCGUACAGCUCUGAACAAUACUUUAGAGACUGCUAACAUCAAGAAAACAGCCCAAAAUUAUGGACUAAAAAUAAAAAAAUUGAUAACAGAAACUGAAAAAUUACAACUAGCAGUGACGUUAGAUGAGAAUGAAAUAGAAUCAGUAAUAAAAUUAAUCCGUGAAUGCAAUGUAUCACUCCAUUGGAUGCUGUUGCAUACAACUGUACCAACAGUUUUACGAGAAGAAUCAAAGCGUUCUCGGUUAUUGCGACAGCAAGUGAUCAAUGAAAGUAAAUAUACUCCUGAAGAAUGCUUGAAGUUAUUAUUGAGCACCGCUCAAAUAGAGCAAGACGUCAAACAGAUUUACAAACAGCUGUUGCAUGACAAAGAGUCUAAAUGGAGCGAGAAUAAAAACACGUGUGUCGAAAGAAUCAAUGACCUAGCGCAGGUAUUGGAGACCAACAAGCACGUCGACAGUGUAGAAACAAAUGAAUGCUUGAAAAUGUGGUUCAAAGAAAUUAGCGCUCACGUGAGCUCACUUCAGCAAGAGGACGGUAGAAAGAUAGCUCAGUUACUUCAAGCGCUCGAGGAAGUUCAAGAGUUCCACCAGCUUGAAAACAAUCUACAGGUGUCUCAGUAUUUAAAUGACACACGCGAGAUUUUGCACAACAUGCUACGAACCGGUAGUAUAACGGAAGACACAAUGAUUGCCUUGAAUAUAUUAACAGACUGUUGCUACGCUUGGAAUAUCAUGGAAACUUUUAUUGAUAUAAUGCAGAAUAAUAUCAAGAAAAAUCCUCCUACUGUUAUUAAAUUAAAAGCGUUGUUCUUAAAAAUGGCUUCGGCUUUAGAGAUGCCAUUGUUGAGAAUCAAUCAAGCACGCAGCGCAGAUUUGUCCUCUGUUUCACAGUAUUACAGUCGGGAAUUGGAAAGUUAUGCUCGUCGAGUGCUGCAAAUUAUUCCAGAAACUGUUUUUGGAUUACUGGCGCAAAUAGUUCACUUGGAGACGAAUGUUUUUAAGGAGAUACCUAUGAAACUUUACAAAGAUAAAUUAAAGGACUACGCGCAGCUGGAUGAACGUCUGCAAAUGGCCAAAUUGACCUACGCUGUUUCGGUAUUCACCAAAGGAGUCUUGUCGCUGAGAAGCGUCUCCCUAGGAGUGCUCAGAGUUGAUUCCCACAGAUUAUUAGAAGACGGAAUUCGUCAGGAGUUGGCUAAAAAGAUAACAAUUGCUCUGCACAAUGGUUUGACAUUCGACAAUAAAUCCAAAGCUAGUCUUGUUGAAAAAUUGAAUGACUUGGCUAACGUGAUGGAUGGCUAUCGCAAGUCUUUUCAAUAUAUUCAAGACUAUAUAAAUAUCAACAGCUUGAAAAUAUGGCACGAAGAAAUAACGUUUAUUAUCAAUGCAGCGUUAGAGGAUGAAUGCAAAAAUUCAACGUGGAUGCCGAGUAAAUCCUGGAAGAUGUUGAUCACCGAUGACAAACAGGAUUAUUCUAGUCUUGUUGAGGCUAAUGGAGGUAGUACUUUUAUGGGUAGACUUGCCAAGGAAUUGAUACGCGUGACUGAUCCAAAGACUACUGUCUAUAUUGAGCAUGCGUUGGCGUGGUAUGAUUUGAAAAGCCAGAAUGAAAUUUUGAAUUACAAAGUUUUCUCUAUGGUACUGAUGGCAAUAGGCACUCCUGGCUUGCAUGGGCUCGAUAAAUUAUUGUCGCAUUUUAUUACGAUGGAAUUGAAAAAUUUAUUCAAAUAUGUUGACCAUGGGGUACGUGAUAAAAGCUGGGGAGCUAUGAUUGAUGAAUGUAGAGCUAUUAUUCAAAAUAUUGAGUACUGUAGAAAUAAUCCAGGGAAGCUUUAUUCAAGUGUAAUGAAUCAUUCGAGCAAAAUAUGGCCUUAUAUGAUAGAAUGUUUAUUAAAAAUAGGCCACUACCAAUUGUUGAGGAAUAAAAUUAGCUAUGAAUUAAAUACUGCUUGUAAAUUUGAGGCCAAACACGUGGAAUCCGCACUGAGAACUCUAAACCUAGCGGUACUUGAUGAGUUACGUAAAAAGCCUGAUGAGUGUCUGACAACUCAAGAAGAGCGUGAUUUUAUUCAUGAAUUGAGUAUUAGGCUCGACUGGACUGGCAUCAGCGAUCCUCUUAAUAAGACAUAUUUAAAAUUAUCGAGUUUAAAUAAUUUAGAUCUUUUAUUAUUUUUGUUCACGAUUUCGUAUUUACACAAGCUCCAUUACUGCAAAAAUACAGCUAGUCUUCUCAGCAAGAAAACUCAAGAUUCCAUCGAUGCCGUUGUUUUUACAAUAGGCGUUCAAACAUUCCUGCGGCAAUUUUCUAAUGAUAUUUUUAAUAAUUACAUAGCAUAUCUCUGUAAAUAUGUCUUAUCUUUUGUGUCUAGCGACAGUGGAAAAAUGGGAAGUGAAUGGGAGUCAGAAGGCACAACUAUUUUGUACUACUUGCAAUUAAUAUCAAAGUAUGCAAACAUACCAAAAUCCGCAAUAUUUGAAACAAUUCCGGUCAUCAUUUUAGACCAGUACAAGCAAAAAAUAAUGCGUUUAAUAUUGGUGAUUACAAUUGCAAUUUUUGGAGGAUGUACUGUCGCAUCACUAGACACCAGUUCAUUUCGUGAUCCAUCAUCUUACAUUAUGAGAGUACGUCCUAAGACGCGUAUGGGUAGUUCACGGCCAUUUCCUCUAGUAGAACUUCCACUAUCGACAGCAAUUGGUUUUGGUAAACGCAAUAAAAAUUACUUGACAACUAAUUUAGAGCCAAAAAUGAAACGUAUUCUUCGUGGUAUUUCCACGCACAAUAACUCUCGCCAAACUCCAAUUUAUUGGUUUGCCAAGCUUGUGAGAAGAUAUCCGGGACUCAAAACAGAAUAA